ACAGACUACGACAUCUUCCCCUUUAUCUACCUAGCAAAACAAAAUAGGGUGAUAAGAUUCCUUCAUUCAUUGACUCCAAUGACAAUCUUCAAGUCUCUUCCUUUCUUCCUCCUCCUCUGCCUCUCGCUCCUCCUCUCAGCCACCUCCCACGGUGGUCACGACGACGACGACGAUGAUUCUCUCGCCGGUGAAACCCUUGACCUCCGGUCAAGACCCUUGAUCCUUGCCAAGAUAUGGUGCUUAAUCGUUGUGUUUGUGGGGACGUUUGUUGGUGGGGUGUCUCCAUACUUUUUUAAGUGGAACCAGGGGUUCUUGGUGUUGGGGACGCAGUUUGCAGGGGGAGUGUUUCUGGGUACUGCUUUGAUGCAUUUCUUGAGUGAUGCUAAUGAGACGUUUGAGGAUUUGACUGACGUUGAGUACCCUUUUGCUUUUAUGCUCGCCUGCGGUGGAUACUUGCUCACCAUGCUGGCAGAUUGUGUGAUUUCUUACGUGUAUGGGAAGGGGCAGACUAACUCCAAUGGAGAUCAGAUCCAAGGGGAUGUUGAGCAGAGGAAAAACAGCACUCAGUCCACUUCACUAUCACAUCUUCAUGCAGGAAAUGGCAUCUCUAAAAGUUCUGCACUCACCAAUGUCAGUUCACUUGGGGAUAGCAUUCUAUUGAUUUUUGCCCUGUGCUUCCAUUCCGUUUUUGAGGGCAUUGCCAUUGGAGUUGCAGAGACAAAACUCGAUGCCUGGAAAGCGCUAUGGACUAUCAGUUUGCACAAGAUAUUUGCUGCCAUAGCAAUGGGGAUCGCACUCCUCCGAAUGAUCCCAGAUCGCCCCCUUCUCUCCUGCAUGGCCUACGCUUUUGCAUUUGCAAUCUCAAGUCCCAUUGGCGUGGGCAUUGGGAUCAUAAUAGAUGCAACGACUGAGGGUCACGUGGCAGACUGGAUCUUUGCCAUAUCAAUGGGUCUGGCUUGUGGAGUCUUCGUUUAUGUAUCGAUAAACCACCUGCUAUCCAAAGGAUAUAUUCCCCAUGGCAGGGUCUCAGUUGACACACCAUAUCACAAGUUUUUAGCCGUCCUACUUGGUAUUGGCGUAAUUGCAGUGGUGAUGAUCUGGGAUACCUGAAGCCUGAAGUAGGACUGCUUGCAUUUUGGAGGAACAAAUAUGUUACUUUUCUGCAUAGGUCCUAGACUGUCACACAUCUAUUUGUUAUUCCACAUUUGAACCAUAUGUUUGGCUACAAUCAAAUGUCAAUAUGAGAGUGGCAAAAGACUAUUUAGGAAACGAAAUGGAUGUUAUAUAACUAAACCAACAGAAUGACA
This is a messenger RNA of Rubroshorea leprosula, 1307 nucleotides long. Lineage: Eukaryota; Viridiplantae; Streptophyta; Magnoliopsida; Malvales; Dipterocarpaceae. The record is from the annotation of a GenBank genome assembly.